CACCGCUGUCGGCCCGUCAACUCGACCUCUUUUGCCCAACUUCAACUCCAGAUCCGUCUUUUCACUGCUGUCCACCUCCGCUUCGAAACAGACUCCCCACAGCGGGCUCCCGUCGGCCGGGUAAGUGCUACACGCGUGGGCGCUUACGUCAGCCGAGGACCGAUUUCUACAAAGUGGCAUGCUUUCUCCAAGUUAACGUAUCUUCCCCGAUGCUAAUACCUUCUUGGUGCCUUGGCGUAGUAGUAUGCGUGACAGAAAGCUUUCCAGUUCAACAGCCGUUUUCGUUUCUUUCCAUUACUACUGCUCUUAUGUCUGCUGCUGAAGUUAAGCAUAGAGUGUCACCGUUGACGCCCGACAUACAACCAGAGACGUCUGAGUCUGAUCUACAGGACACAAUGUCGCAGUACCACGAAUUCUUCUGGACCAACGAAAAGGACCCACACAUUACUCGGAGAAAACAGAUACUGAAAAAGCACCCGCAAGUCACGAAGUUAACGGGACACGAGCCGCUGACCAAGUGGAUUUCUCUAGGCGUCGUGUUGCUGCAGUUCACAAUCGCAUAUUUGCUGCGCAACACUCACCCGUUGUCCUGGUCGUUCUUGCUCACGGCGUACUGGAUCGGAGGCUUUGCCAGCCAGAAUUGCUUUCUCUGUAUCCACGAGCUCUCGCACAAUUUGGGGUUUAAGAAACCAAUUCAUAACAGACUCUUCUCCAUCAUCUCGAACCUACCCAUCGGAAUACCUUACUCCGCGUCAUUCCAGCCUUAUCACCAAUUGCACCACAAAUUCCUCGGCGAUGAAGUCUACGACACCGAUUUGCCUACUUACGUGGAGGCCAUGCUGCUUUCUAACGUCUUGGGUAAAGCAUUCUUUGCCACGUUUCAGAUCUUUUUCUACGCGUUUAGGCCCAUGUUCAUCACCUCGAUCGAAUUUACAACCAUCCAUUUGCUAAACGUCGUUGUCCAAUUUUUUGCCGACUAUUUGAUCGUAACGCACUGGGGCUGGUAUUCUCUCUUUUAUUUCCUGCUUUCUUCCUUUUUCGCAGGCUCGCUACACCCAACUGCUGGUCACUUUGUUGCCGAACAUUAUGUCUUCAAUCCACCGAAGCUGUUUACACCUUUUGAAACCAGACCUCCGGCUGAGACGUACUCCUACUACGGGCCUUUGAACUUCUUUACUUGGAAUGUCGGCUAUCACACCGAGCACCAUGAUUUUCCAUUCAUUGCAUGGUCGAAGUUGCCUAUUUUGAGAAAAACGGCUCCUGAGUUUUACGAUGAUUUGCCUCAGCACAAGAGCUGGUGCUGGGUGAUUGUAGAUUUCAUCGUUAACUACGAUGUCACCAUGUAUAACAGGGUGAAGAGACAUACCGCAGGCCCUGUAGCCAGGAAAACUGUCGACUACAACGAUAACUCUAAGUAAACUUUCCAGUGCCCCCCACCUUGAGCCCUUGUUAUAUAACUUGAUCUUUUUACGCAUACACCUAUAUAUCCAACCCCCCAAAAUACUGCA
Molecule: messenger RNA, 1508 nt
Organism: Pichia membranifaciens NRRL Y-2026
Lineage: Eukaryota; Fungi; Ascomycota; Pichiomycetes; Pichiales; Pichiaceae
Exons: 1
Coding region: 309-1418 (369 amino acids)
Biological process (GO): ceramide biosynthetic process
Cellular component (GO): membrane
Molecular function (GO): sphingolipid delta-4 desaturase activity
Source: RefSeq, a predicted model, not a curated record